AUGCUACGAGACAAGAUCUUUAUCUUGUUGGUGCUGUAUGCCGCUUUUUGGCCAAGUUUGGAAGCAUAUCAGGGAAAAUCCAAGAAAACAGAACUUAAAUAUGUAGUGCCCAGAGUUUUUUCGCGAAGAAGAAGAGCGGUCUUGUUUCCGCCGGGAUCGUAUGUAAAGUUCACCUGUUCCUUUGCUACUGGACUUCUGGCGACCUAUCCCAAAGGUAUAACUUUUGUUUUGGAAGAGGCUGUCUACUUUCCGAUUCCCGGAGCUGUGGAGGAUAUCUACCCCAAGAAGUUUCGACCCAAGACCACGACUAAAAAACCGGAAAAGCUGCCCGAUUCCAUUAUUUACAUACCUGGCACAGAUUGGCGUUUUAAGGCCCAGACUUUGCCCAAACCCAAAUGGAGACAACCACCUCCGAAAACUCAUCGCAUCGAUGAUGAUAGCUAUGCCAAUCCUUAUAAGUGGCAAGAUUGGAAUCAGAAACAAAAAUGGGACACUUACCAAUGGAAAGGCAGUGAUCCAAACAAGGCAAAGUGGUCGAAAUGGACCACACCUUCCCCGAAGUGGGAAUCCAAAUGGAAUCAGAACAAGUACAGUGGAGCAUGGCAAUCACAACAUUACCAUGGCCAUCGCGAUCGCAGAUCACUGUUUGAUCGGUUCGCCAAGCUCAGUUCAUUGAUUGGCAUUGAUGUCAAGUCCUGCAUUUUGCGCACCAUCUGUGAUAGCAAGAUAUUACUGCUGCCACCUGGUUAUUCCAUGCUUCAGGACAUGUUGCGAGUGGUAUUCACUCUGCCCCGUUUGGAUGGCCUGGAAGAUGAGUAUAGUCGCCUAAUGGACAAAGAUGCCGAUGAAUGUGCAGCGGAGCUAAAGUCUAAGUGUAAUAUGAAUUUAUUGAUUUGGCUGUUGAGUGGCAGACUUGAAUAAAGUAAAACUUAUUUAU
Drosophila sechellia is the source of this 937-nucleotide messenger RNA. RefSeq lists its product as uncharacterized. NCBI's taxonomy places the organism in Eukaryota, Metazoa, Arthropoda, Insecta, Diptera, Drosophilidae. The coding region runs from base 1 to 921 and encodes 306 amino acids. The record is from RefSeq and is a predicted model, not a curated record. The transcript has 3 exons.